ACUGCAAGAGUUAACUGGAAUAGCCAAAUAUUUUCUCCGACUUGUGUACGUGUUUAAAGCAAGAUGACAGCCCUGUUGAUUGUGUUGGUGGUCGGAUUUUUUGCCGCUGCCCUGGGACAGACCGGCACUUGUCCCGGGCCGUGUCCGGAUAUCCUCCUCCCCGUCUGUGGGACGGACAACCAGACCUACCCCAACUCCUGCGACCUCCGGAACUCCAACUGCGACCGGCCUGACGUCACCGUGGCCUACGAAGGCCAGUGCCUGAAGUGCUACGUUCAGGACUGGAUCCCACCCUGCCCCAGCCGCGCCUGUUUCAGGAUCUACCUACCCGUCUGCGGCAGUGACGGCGUGACCUACGCCAACUCCUGCGAGUUUCAUGCGGACAACUGCGCCCGUUCGCCCCAAGAGAAAGUGAGACCGGUUUACUGUGGAAGGUGUAAGAGAGAAAGUUAACCUGACGACAACAGCCUUCUGAUAUAAUCUCAUGUCAAGAUUUUUUAUAUAAUCUCAUGUCAAGAUUUUUUAUAUAAUCUCAUGUCAAGAUUUUUUAUCUAAUCUCAUGUCAAGAUUUUAGGUAUAAUCUCAUGUCGAGAUUUCAGAUUUGAAAAUUGGGAUUAAAUUAAAUGAAAAAAAAAACGUUUGAAUAUUUUCAUCAUUCAACUCGAAAACAGAGUUGUUUUAUUUUUUUUUUUUAA
Physella acuta is the source of this 695-nucleotide messenger RNA. Its product is annotated as four-domain proteases inhibitor. Gene Ontology annotation, cellular component: extracellular region. The record is from RefSeq and is a predicted model, not a curated record. Lineage: Eukaryota; Metazoa; Mollusca; Gastropoda; Physidae. Gene Ontology annotation, biological process: cell differentiation; multicellular organism development. Gene Ontology annotation, molecular function: protein binding.